Molecule: messenger RNA, 477 nt
Organism: Lactuca saligna
Lineage: Eukaryota; Viridiplantae; Streptophyta; Magnoliopsida; Asterales; Asteraceae
Source: the annotation of a GenBank genome assembly
AUGGCAUCUUCAUCACCAUCUUCUCCUUCAGUGCCUGCCUUUUCUUAUCAGCUGUGGAAGUACCAUGUUUUUAUUAGUUUUAGAGGAGUGGAUACUCGUAAGAACAUUGUGGAUCAUCUCUACAAAGCUCUUCUACAACGAGGGAUCUCCACAUACAAGGACGACGAAACACUUCCUAGGGGCGAAUUAAUCAGGCAAUCCCUUAUGAAGGCGAUCAAAGACUCAUAUAUUGCCAUCAUUGUAUUCUCUAAAAACUUUGCAAAUUCUUCAUGGUGCUUAGAGGAGCUUUCACAUAUUAUGAAAUGCAGAGAUACAAGAGGGCUAAUAGUUAUCCCCAUCUUUCAUAAGGUCAGUCCCUCAGUGAUACAGAAAUGUGGAGAAGCACUCUUUGAACAUAAGCUGAAGAACGAAAAGAAAGCUAAAUCCUGGAGAAAAGCACUUGUGUAUGCAUGUAGCAUAUCUGGAUUGGAAACCUAA